AUGGAGACCCUGAGACGGAGCUUCUCCCGCUGGAAGAGGUACCACAUCAAAGUCCACGUCUCCGAGGAAGACCUGCUUCUCCCGCUGACGGUGCGGCCCACCGAUACCAUGAUGGACUUGCGGGCUCAUCUUGUGCGGGACGGCAUCACCUCCUGGAAGAAGACCUUUUAUUACAACGCCCGGCAGCUCGCGGAGGAUGAGACGGUCAAGGAGGCCAAAAUCCAGAACGGCUCCGUGCUCUUGCUCAUCAAUGACAAAAGGUAA
This is a messenger RNA of Elgaria multicarinata webbii, 264 nucleotides long. It is a transcript of the gene TINCR, whose product is annotated as TINCR ubiquitin domain containing. The record is from RefSeq and is a predicted model, not a curated record. The transcript has a single exon. NCBI's taxonomy places the organism in Eukaryota, Metazoa, Chordata, Lepidosauria, Squamata, Anguidae. Bases 1 to 264 code for a protein of 87 amino acids. Gene Ontology annotation, molecular function: protein binding.